AUGAAAGAUUUUGAGAAUAAUACAAAGGCUAGGGUUGCUAUUGUUAGUUGCUUAAGUGAUGAAGUGUUUGGCAGGGUUGUCAGAUUGGAGACUACUAAAGAAAUUUGGGACAAGCUGAGAAGUGUAUAUGAAGGUGAUCUAAAGUCAAAGAAAGUUAAAUUGACAAAUUUGAAGCGCAAAUUUGAGAACCUAAAGAUGUCCAAUGAUGUGCUCAUUAAAGGCUAUAUACACAAGUUUGCUAUUGAGGAGAGUCAUGAUCUGGAUAAGUACACAUUGGACCAACUUGUUAAUUCAUUAUUUGCUUUUGAGAAUGUUGAAAUGGAUGGUAUCAAAAAGGAAAGGAGAGAAGUGGCUCUCAAUAUUUCAAAGAAGCCUAAAGAUAAACCAGAAGCAAGUGAAGAGAUGGAUGAGCUUGAAGCAAAAUUUGUUAGAAGACUAAAAAGAGGAACCAAAAUAUACAAAGAUGAAGAUGAUGAUGAAAGGAAGGAUAGAUACAAAAGUAGUUAUAGAAAUAAGAAGAUAGAUGAUAGAGAUAAAGGAAAAAGAGGCAUUUGUUCAAUGGAGCCACACUUAUCUAGAGAUGAAGAUGAUGAUGAUUCAAAUGAAGGAUUCUCAUUCUUGGAUAUAAAGGAAAAGGAUGAAGGAAGGCCCGAAAGACCAAAAAAUAUCAAGAAUGGGGGAAACCUUGUAAAAAUAAAAGUUGCUUUGCAUGCUAAAGUUGAACCAAAGUCUUGGAUUAUUGACUCCAUAUGCUCAAACCAUAUGACAUGUGAUAAGGGGAAGUUCAUUAACCUUGAGAACUAUGAUGGAGGAUCGGUAAAAUUUGCAAGAGAGGAAGCUACACCUACUUGUGAAAAAGGAAGCAUUAUAAUUGAUGGUAAGCGUAAGAUCGAUGAUGUUUACUAUGUCAAAGGUCUGAGAGAUAAUUUGUUGAGUGUAAGUCAGACAUGUGCAGUAAAGGUUAUGUGGUCAUAUUUAAAGAGUUUGAAUGUGUGA
Molecule: messenger RNA, 996 nt
Organism: Cryptomeria japonica (Japanese cedar)
Lineage: Eukaryota; Viridiplantae; Streptophyta; Pinopsida; Cupressales; Cupressaceae
Exons: 3
Coding region: 1-996 (331 amino acids)
Source: RefSeq, a predicted model, not a curated record